Molecule: messenger RNA, 1039 nt
Organism: Erigeron canadensis
Lineage: Eukaryota; Viridiplantae; Streptophyta; Magnoliopsida; Asterales; Asteraceae
Product: U11/U12 small nuclear ribonucleoprotein 25 kDa protein
Exons: 5
Coding region: 292-828 (178 amino acids)
Biological process (GO): mRNA splicing, via spliceosome
Cellular component (GO): U12-type spliceosomal complex
Source: RefSeq, a predicted model, not a curated record
UUAGGAGCGCAAAACCAAAAAAUAACUUUUGUGCAAAUUAAUAUACGGCUUAUCAACAAAAGCGAUUCAUAGAGAGGUAAAAGUAAUUUUUCAAUAAAUAAAAAAAAUCUGAAGUACAGAAUUUACUGAUGAUCCCAUUAAUAUAACCCAAAAUCCAUAGCAGGAAAGAAAAGAAAAAAAGAGAACAUUUCACUUUUCAACACUGUGAUUAUAUGAAGGAAACUGGGAAUGCUUGAAAGUUUAAAACUGGCAAGAAAGACGUUUCGCAAAUCCCCGUUUGAUCUCCUCUAAAUGAGCGAACCAACAUUGAGCGGUGUCAAAGAGGAUGACAAUUUGGCCCUGGAGUACAACACUAAUAAUGUCAAAAAGGCAAAGCUAAAUUCUACACUAUCUGCACUCCUUGAUGAUCCGGUACUUGCUGAUGUACCCAAAAAGCCUACUUUAUCAGACGUUGACACCCUAAUCAGCCUGGAACUUGGCAGUGCUAUGCGUGUUUCUGUAAUCAAGUUGGACGGCACAUCUUUUGAUGUUGCAGUGAUGAAUUCUGCAACAGUCAAGGAUUUAAAAAUAGCUGUCAAGAAAAAAGUCAAUGAAAUGGAGCAGUCAAAGAUGGGUCAUCGCCAAAUUUCUUGGAAACAUGUAUGGCGGAAUUUCUGCCUCUCACACCAAAACGAAAAGCUUCUUAAUGAUGAUGCAAUUCUUCUAGAUCUUGGGGUACGUAAUCACUCUCAGGUGCAUUUUAUUCCAUAUGUCAUAUCAAGGGCUUCAAAGCGGCACUCACGAAGAAAAAAACAUAGAUUUUUUCAUGGUCUUAACAGAAGGGAAUGAAUUGUUGAUCCUUAAUUAUGUUUCUGUGUAUUAGAUGUGAAUGGGAUCAUAAAUAGAGCACUGGAUGUUUCGUCAAUUAUAGAAUUUGUUCUCUCACCCAAGUUCUUCAAGUAUUUUAGUAAACGCAUUUGACUGAAGUUGUAGCAUAAACACCCUUGUAUAAUAUUUAAAUUUAUAAUUUUUAGGUUACCAGGUAGUGUUUUUCUGGAAA